AUGCUUUUGUUUCCAUGUAUCAGCAGGAGAAAGCAGCCGGUGGGCUCUCCACCGGGCGCCCCAUCAAACCCUCAUGUCCAUCCCACUGCACCGCCGGGGAACGACGGAGCGUCUCCAGGUUACUAUGUAACCGGGGCGCCAAUGCAGCGGCUGUGGCACGACGAUCCCACGGUGCAGCUGACCGAAUCGAUCGAUUCCAUGUUCGCGCAGAGCCCAUUGUCACAUCAGGUUUACCCUGACCGCGAUCUCGCCGACUACGAUUUUAUCUAUGAUGUCCUAGUUUAUACGGCCAGCGGCGGCAAGAUCCGCCGGCGACUCGUUGUUGAUUUCCGGACGGAUGUUAAUAUCAUGUCUGAUGCUGUGUACCGUAGGCUACACAUGAAAGCUAGUGCUUACGACGAAACGCAGUCGAUCCGGCUGCCCGGGCGCGGCGACGUGAAGCCCCUCGGGACGGUGGUUGUACAGUGGAGUCUUCUUGGAGAUAGCAGCGUCUAUCACACGCGAUUUUACGUCGUGAGGGGCUGGCAUAUGGACCUGGUGUUGGGGCGGCCCUCAGUAAAGGAGCACCAGCUGUACCGGAAAGAUGCUGGGGUAGUUUCUAGGCUCAAUACGUCGUAUCGACGUUAG
This is a messenger RNA of Aspergillus terreus NIH2624, 627 nucleotides long. Its product is annotated as retropepsin-like aspartic protease. The record is from RefSeq and is a predicted model, not a curated record. NCBI's taxonomy places the organism in Eukaryota, Fungi, Ascomycota, Eurotiomycetes, Eurotiales, Aspergillaceae. The transcript has a single exon. Bases 1 to 627 code for a protein of 208 amino acids.